AUGGCAAGUAGCAGCACCAACUUCCAAUCGGAGUCAGCUGUAGACAUAUCAUUCACUGAUAUUCUUUGCAUAUUUACAAACUAGCUCACUUAAAGGUUCACUAUUGCAGUGUUCUACGCUAUUCACCUGGGCGUUUUCGGAUGUCGUUUUAAGAGAUAAACACUACUCUCCCUCUUCGUCCCAUGUCCCACCGACCAAUCCACCUGCGUGCUGACAACGAAAUGCCGUACCUUCACAUCCUCCCGGCACCCCCUAUACCCGCCACGCUCGACGACGGCCAGUCCAUGUGGAUGUACAUCAUGAUACAUAUGAACGAACAGGACGACCAAAAGUUCGGCUGGACAGUCGUGACUAUGCCUUCUAACCCCAAGCCAGAUACCAUCGCCACCUUCUACUACAUCCGCCGGGAUGAGCAAGGCUGCACCCUAUACGAUCCCAUCAUGAAGGCCCUCAACCAAUAUAAGCAGCUAGUCCGCGACUGCAGGAGCUGCAUCAAAGUCUGCUCGUUGCCGAUUGAUUCUACCCCGGAUGUGGACAAGAUGCUAAGGGACGCAUUCAAGCCGGGGGGAGGACGAUGGGUACAUGUUAUACGGGAUCUGAUUGAUGCGCGUCUGAUCAGUGCCAAAGAGGGCGAGGGAUUGAAGGAGCAUUUGUGGGGGCCGAGUUCAACUUAUAUCGGAGUGCCCUUGGAGCUUCUUGAUCAAGAGCAGACUGCUUGGUAUACUCUUCGCCUUGGUGAGGUCGUAUAAGCGAAUCUGACAUCGAGCAUUAGCAACUGUUUACUUUAUGUGAGAAGUUUUGUCACCGC
Messenger RNA from Aspergillus versicolor CBS 583.65, 808 nucleotides. RefSeq lists its product as uncharacterized. Bases 183 to 749 code for a protein of 188 amino acids. NCBI's taxonomy places the organism in Eukaryota, Fungi, Ascomycota, Eurotiomycetes, Eurotiales, Aspergillaceae. The record is from RefSeq and is a predicted model, not a curated record. The transcript is spliced from 2 exons.